Messenger RNA from Cynara cardunculus var. scolymus (artichoke), 840 nucleotides. RefSeq lists its product as uncharacterized. Lineage: Eukaryota; Viridiplantae; Streptophyta; Magnoliopsida; Asterales; Asteraceae. The coding region runs from base 148 to 669 and encodes 173 amino acids. The transcript has 3 exons. The record is from RefSeq and is a predicted model, not a curated record.
CGCUUGUCGACAAAUGUAAACCCUCCUUUCUUCUUCCUAAAUAGAGGCCUUCACACGGUGGAUUCUAAUCCAAAGUGUUAUUACUCCAUGAGAUCUCAAAUACAAAGCGAUAGCCGAAUCGAGUGGGAGGUAGAUCUUUAGAGAGAGAUGACAAGGAGAUCUGGGUCUUGUUUCAGAUGUUGUUUGGUAAUUUUGGCUGUCAUUUCAGCAUUGUGUGUAUCUGGGCCAGCUCUUUAUUGGAAGCUUAAAAGGGGUUUUAAUUUCAAACCCAGUUCUUCAAUUUCUUGUACUCCAUGCAUCUGUGAUUGCCCUCCUCCUCUAUCCCUUCUCAAGCUUGCUCCUGGCUUGGUCAAUCUUUCCAUCACAGAUUGUGGGAAGGAUGAUCCAGAUGUUAAGGAAGAGAUGGAGAAGCAGUUUGUGGAUUUACUGUCAGAAGAGCUUAAACUGCAGAAAACAGUCGGUGAAGAACACAUACACCAUAUGAACAUUACGUUUGGGGAAGCAAGGAGGGUAGCUUCUCAAUAUCAAAAGGAGGCCGAAAAAUGCAACACUGCUACAGAAACAUGCGAACAGGCAAGAGAGCAAGCUGAGGCUUUGAUGAGACAAGAAAGAAAGAUAACUUCAUUAUGGGAGCGCCGAGCUCGCCAACUAGGUUGGCAACUAGAUUAAAUGUUAGUAUAUUAUAUAGUCUUUUCUUUUCUUCAUAAAUGUUGUACGAAUACGGUCAUUAUGGUAAUUGUGUUAACUCAAUAGAGCAGCCAAAUAGGCUCAAGUUGUACCUCAUAUGGUUCUCCCCUGUUUUGUAUUACAAUAUCACGUCAACUUUUGCAAUUAUUCUGA